AUGAUUAUGAAUCAGCUGCAUAAUACACAAAUACGUUUCAAUUUCUUUUCAGCCCCAAAUUUGGAGCAUGUACUGGCAGUUGCAAAUGAAGAAGGGUUUGUUAGACUGUAUGAUACUGAAGCUCAACCUACCAGCAAGCUCAUCUUUAAGGAAUGGCAGGCUCACUCAAAUGCUGUAUUUGACCUUGCCUGGGUACCAGGAGAACACAGGAUUGUCACUGCUUCCGGAGAUCAGACAGCCAAGGUGUGGGAUGUGAGAGCCGGCGAGCUUCUUGGCAUAUGCAAAGGUCACCAGUGUAGCCUCAAGUCAGUUGCUUUUUCUAGAUUUGAGAAAGCUGUCUUCUGUACUGGAGGCAGAGACGGAAACAUCAUGGUUUGGGAUACCAGAUGCAACAAGAAAGAUGGAUUUUAUAGGCAGGUGAAUCAAAUCAGUGGAGCACACAAUGUGGUGGACAAGCAGACUCCUUCCAAACUGAAGAAGAGGCAGAACCUAAGAGGACUUGCUCCCUUGGUGGAUUUCCAGCAGAGUGUAACUGUGGUGCUGCUUCAGGACGAGCAUACUCUUAUCUCUGCAGGAGCUGUUGAUGGUGUGAUCAAAGUAUGGGACUUGCGCAAGAACUAUGCUGUUUAUCGUCAGGACCCGGUGCCUUUCAAGUCUUUUUGCUACCCUGGGAGCAGUACUCGGAAACUUGGAUAUUCUAGCCUGGUUUUGGGUUCCACUGGUGCUAAUCUGUUUGCUAAUUGCACUGAUGACAGUAUCUACAUGUUCAAUAUGGCAAGUUUAAGGACCACUCCAGUAGCCGUUUUCAGUGGGCACCAGAACUCAACCUUUUAUAUCAAAUCCAGCAUCAGCCCAGAUGACCAGUUCCUGAUCAGUGGCUCGAGUGACUGCAACGCGUACAUCUGGAAGGUUUCUGAGCCCAGUCUUCCUCCACGGAUACUCCUUGGUCACUCUCAAGAAGUUACCUCUGUUACUUGGUGUCCUUCAGACUUCACUAAGAUUGCCACAUGCUCUGAUGACAACACUGUGAGGAUUUGGCGCUUACGACGUUGUUCUGAGGAGGAGAAAUCAGCAUUUAGCAAAACCAGCUUGGUGGGCUGGGUCAGUCAGAAGAAACCAGAAGAACAACGUGGAGCAGGACCGCCUGCCAGCCCACAGAGUACUCCUGCCAAGGCCUUCACAGUGGGCAGCCCGUGCAUUUCCUCGCCGUGGCCGGCUGCCUGUGCUCCCAUUUAUUCUGGAGACCUUCCUCUGUCUACAAACACUCCGACAGGCGCUCUCAAAACCCAGACAGCCACAGCCUGCACCCCAGCCAAGCAGAGUGGAGCCAGCCCAUGCGCUUCUCCCAAACUGAUCCCUUCCUCCAAAAUGACCAUUAAACAUUGGGUUACAAGGACUCCGUGCUCUUCACCUCCAGAAGUGGGGAAAAAGGCUCCUUCUCCUAGAAAAGCCCUGGCAGAAGUCACCCAAGGUCUCCUCGAAGCCACUUGCCCUCCUAAAGCCCCAUACUCGCAGUUUGAAAAGCGUGCCAAGAGAAGGCUUGACUGCAGUAAGGAGGACAACGCAGGGCAGAAGUGUCUGCAGGCUUGUAGCUGUGUGACUGAACUGGACCAUGCAGCUAAGAAAUCCAAGCUUAAUUUAUGUCACUUGGCUGCAGACCAAAAAGCUUGUGAUGAAGGUUCUCUCAGCCUGGUUGACUUGGAUAACAACCACGAAGGCUCCAGCCACAGCCCAAAAGAACCUUCCUUUUCUGGAAGCCAUAUUAAUCCAUCGGGUGUUCAAACUCCCCCCCAUCUUUUCAGGUCUCCAUGCGGGAGAGACACUGAGGUAGUAGAUAAAGAGAAUAGUUCACCUGAAAGAAAAAAUUGGUUGUCUGCUCUGGGAGAGAAGCUACGGACUGGCAGAGCUGGCAGCCAUAGCGCAUCAAACAGCCCCCCGUCAUCUUGCAGUCCUGGUGCCAAACGACAAGAGCCUGUGGCAGCGGCCACUUCACCAAAAACUGCUGUAACCACUUCAGUUUCCAUGAGGAAGAUCUGCACUUACUUCCACAGAAAGCCACAGAACGACUGA
Cariama cristata (Red-legged seriema) is the source of this 2070-nucleotide messenger RNA. It is a transcript of the gene DTL, whose product is annotated as denticleless E3 ubiquitin protein ligase homolog (Drosophila). The transcript is spliced from 13 exons. Gene Ontology annotation, biological process: mitotic G2 DNA damage checkpoint signaling; proteasome-mediated ubiquitin-dependent protein catabolic process. The record is from RefSeq and is a predicted model, not a curated record. NCBI's taxonomy places the organism in Eukaryota, Metazoa, Chordata, Aves, Cariamiformes, Cariamidae. Gene Ontology annotation, cellular component: nucleus. Gene Ontology annotation, molecular function: protein-macromolecule adaptor activity; protein binding. The coding region runs from base 1 to 2070 and encodes 689 amino acids.